UCAUGUGAUGUAUGACGCCGGGGUCAAGGCAAUAUCAAGCACUCGAGAUGACGCGUGAUGUAAUUAACAGCUAAAGAGAAUGUGUUGUUGUCAUAGUUAUCUAGUAGACUAUUUACCUGUAAGACUGUACACUAUAGUGUUUUAAUUCUUUUGAUGUUAAUAUCGUAUGUUAUAUUGGACUAACUGAUUGAUUCUGUAGUUUUAUACAGCUGAUGUAACAAACGAUUAUUCAACAUUGCUAAAUAGACAAACAUGGCUGAACAGGAAGUAUGUACUAUUUGUUUGAAUGACUAUCAACAAGCUGUAGUAAAACUGGACUGUAAUCAUUCUUUCUGCUUCAUCUGUUUAGAAGAUUAUGUGAACAAAACCUCUACUAAUGACCACUUUCCGUGUCCUUUGUGUCGUGUCGAAUCUUCAUUACCAGAGGGUGGAGUGAAGGAACUGAAACCGAAAGUAAACACUAACAUUCCACAAUGUGACGUAUGUAUAAAUAGUUUAUCUAAAUUUAGUUGUAAAGAUUGUCAACAAUAUUUAUGUGACUCUUGUAAAACGACCCAUGGUAAAUUAAAAGGCUGUAAAGAUCAUAUUGUCGUUAGAUACGAGGCAUUGCUGACUUUCAGCACCGAAUCAGGGGCAAACAACUCCGUGACAGAAGACGUGAAAUAUGAAUCCAGUCCACGUGAUGUCUGUCCAAAUCAUCAACAUACGAGUGUAAAAUUUUACUGUAAAGAUUGUUCAAUGGCCGUCUGUUCUGAUUGCUAUGUCAUUGAUCAUAAUGGACACCAAUUCUUAAAUUUACACGAUGACAGAGUAAGAGAAGAAAUCAAUGGAGAAUUAAAAACAUUAAACGAAGAAAUAAAAACCCACAUUGAUCAACUUGAAAACUUCAGUGAAAGUUUAAAUCUGAAGUACAGUGAAGUGAAUGAUUCAGUGAAGACAGAAUGUGACAAGAUAGAUGAACAGGUCGAUAGAAUUUGUAGAGAGGUGAGAGAACUUGGAAACCAGAUGAAACAACAAAUGAAAACAUCCUGUGACGAAGAUGUAUAUGAUGAUGUUGAUGGAAAACUCAAAAAAUUAAUGGAGGAUAUUAAAAGACAAACUGAAGAUUUAAAAGCUAGUGUUAAAUAUUCAGUGAAUGUUUUAGAAGAAUCGUCGAUUGUUCAAGUUUUACAAAGAUUACCUAAAGUUAGACAGGAGAAAGAUGAAAGUUGUUGCAGAAAAUUGGAUAUACCUGAUGUAAGAUAUUCAACAUUUCAAGUAGCAGAGAUAGAUAAAACUUUGUUAAUUAAUCAACUUGGUAAAAUUGUAAGUUGUCAUGAGAAUAUGUUUGAAGAUGUUUUUAAUGUGGAUAUUGUGUCAGGUGGUGGUGUGUAUAACGGUAAACUACAUGUAGUUUCAGGUUUUACAUGGCGUAUUGGUGUGGGUAAAGGAUCAUCAUCAUUACUUGUUAAAUUAUACCUGGAUGACGUAGAAGAUAAAAGUAUUACGUCAUGUGAUGUUGACGUCACAUAUAAAGUUAUAAAUAAAACAGAUGAUAGACAAUCUGUAGUUAAACAAUAUAAUGAGACUGUUAGACCUGGUGGUUAUACCUGUUAUACUGGUCUUAUUAACUGGAAUAGACUCAGUAAUCCUGUCAGUGGAUUUAUUGAUGAUCAUAGAAACUUUACAAUUCAAGUAACAAUUAAUAAAAUAAACGUAAAUAAUUAAAAAACGUAAAUAAUUAGACUAAUGUUAUUCUGAUUAUUCUGUAGAAACUUUACAAUUCAAACAACAAUUAAUAAAAUAACAGGCAUUGAAAGAUGUAAAUAAUUAGACUAAUGUUAUUCUGAUUAAAACUAAUAAUUGAACCUAUA
Molecule: messenger RNA, 1853 nt
Organism: Patella vulgata (common limpet)
Lineage: Eukaryota; Metazoa; Mollusca; Gastropoda; Patellidae
Product: E3 ubiquitin-protein ligase TRIM33-like
Exons: 1
Coding region: 253-1707 (484 amino acids)
Biological process (GO): positive regulation of DNA-templated transcription
Cellular component (GO): nucleoplasm; chromatin
Molecular function (GO): ubiquitin-protein transferase activity; protein binding; zinc ion binding
Source: RefSeq, a predicted model, not a curated record